UGUGAUUAGUAGUAACAGAAAUCGGUUGAAGGAUCGUUCAUUGGUUUGUCAUCUUCAUUGCAUCUGAUGAAAAAACUUUUUCCUUCUUCACUAACAGCACAACCGAGUCCAAAGACCAUGUCUCCAUCAAGUAGUAAUCUUUUCGCCUCUAUAGACAUGGGCACCAACUCCUUCAAAAUGCUAAUAGUCCAAGCAGACCCAUCUGGAAAAUUCCUCACCAUUGAUCGCCACAAGAACCCUGUAUGCCUCGGUCGCGACUCAUCCACUUCUAUCUCAGUGGAAUCUCAUCUUCGCGCUCUCCAGUGCCUCCAAGAAUUUAAUCAAAUCCUCAAAUCCAAUGACAUCUCUCCCCAUCGGAUCCGCUGCGUCGCCACUGCGGCAGUGCGCGAGGCGGAUAACGCAAUCGAGCUACGGAAGGCAAUACAUGAAAGUACCGGAUUAGAUGUCGUUGUUUUGUCUGGUGAAGAGGAAGCAAGGUUUGUAUACCUGGGUGUACUUCAGUUUUUACCAGUUUUUGAGAAAAGAGUAUUGGUUGUGGAUAUUGGAGGUGGAUCUACUGAAUUUGUCAUAGGGGAGAGAGGGAAUGUUAUUUUGGGGGUCUCUUUGAAGUUGGGGCAUGUGGGUUUGACUCAGAAGUCACUUAGUAGUGGUAAUGUUUUGCACAUGAGAAAGUUUGUUAAGUUAGUUAUAAGAGAAUCCGGGUUGAUUGAGAAAGUUAAGGACUGUGGUUUUGAGGUGGUUGUUGGGACUUCAGGCACUAUUAGAGCAAUUGAGAAGGCUGUUGUUUAUGGUUAUGGGCAAGAUUUGGUCGAUAGUAAUGAGGUUUUGUUCAGGAAUUGCAAUAGGGAUUGGAAGUUCAGCAGAGGAGAAUUCAGGAGUGUUGUUGAUAGGUUGUGUAAUGAAGGAGUGGAAGAGAGGAUGAGGAGGGAUGAGUUUUUCAAGAGAAGAUCAGAGUUUAUUGUUGCUGGUGCAGUGUUAUUGGAGGAGAUAUUUGAGGCGCUUGGAAUUGAAGAAAUGGAGGUUUCUGGGUAUGCAUUGGGAGAGGGUGUUAUUGCCGAAACUUUGGCUAAAGUAUUUGAUGGUUAUGGUUUGAAUCCUAGUACGAGGUGGCUUUCUGUUGUGAGGCUUGCGACAAGAUAUAGCGGCAAGAAGGGAAUUAAAUCUGCAGCAAAAUGUGCUAGCAUUGCCAAUGAGAUUUUUGAGGGCUUCAGAAAAUGGAUAGAGAUUGCUGACAAUCAAGUUAAAGUUAAUCUCCACUUGACUAAAAAGGAUCUUGAAUGUCUUGAAGCUGCCUGUUUACUUCACAAUAUAGGGAUCUUCACUGGUAAAAAAGGUUAUCAUAAGCGGACUUAUCGAAUUAUUAUGAAUGAUGAUUAUCUUCAUGGAUAUAGUGCUGAAGAGGUCAAGUUAAUAGCACUACUUACAAGGCAUCACAGGAAGAAAUUCCCAGGGUCUGAUCAUUCCAAUUUGAAGGAGAUUCCUGAAGAGUUCAAGAUUAAAUUCAGAAUUCUUUGCAUCAUUAUACGGAUAUCGGUCAUAUUACAACAAAAUGGUUGUUUGAACUUCCAAGAUGUGAAAGUUUUGCAUUCUUACGAAGGAUUCGAACUGGUAUUCGGGCAAACCGGCAAUAAAAAUGCUUUGCCUUUGGGGGAGGACAUAGCGAGAGAGCUGAAAAAAGAAUUAGCACAAUUCAAAAUUGUAUUCCAGCAACGGUUGUUUGAGGUGCAGUCAUGCAGUUUAGAAUCGUCAAAGAGCUGACACCUGCAUGAAGGACAUCAGUCACUCUCAGUGUAUAUUGUAUAAUAAAACUUAUAUUGCUUAUACACCAGAUCCCGUAAAUGACCAGACUGAUUACUCUGGGAACAAGCUAUGCUUGAUAUGUCAGCAUUGUUCUCAUUCACAAUUUGAUUGCAUAUCCACCUUAUUUAUGAUUCUGGUCUCAACCAUUUUUGUCAA
Manihot esculenta (cassava) is the source of this 1956-nucleotide messenger RNA. RefSeq names its product exopolyphosphatase. The coding region runs from base 67 to 1758 and encodes 563 amino acids. Lineage: Eukaryota; Viridiplantae; Streptophyta; Magnoliopsida; Malpighiales; Euphorbiaceae. Gene Ontology annotation, molecular function: pyrophosphatase activity. The record is from RefSeq and is a predicted model, not a curated record. The transcript has 7 exons.